Umbelopsis ramanniana AG is the source of this 1108-nucleotide messenger RNA. RefSeq lists its product as uncharacterized. The record is from RefSeq and is a predicted model, not a curated record. Bases 77 to 775 code for a protein of 232 amino acids. The transcript is spliced from 5 exons. Lineage: Eukaryota; Fungi; Mucoromycota; Umbelopsidomycetes; Umbelopsidales; Umbelopsidaceae.
AGGAAAGAAUAUCUAACACAUCCUGCGGUGCUCUAUCUACCUUUACUCUCUUUCCACUCAUUUGAAAUUGUCCCUCAUGUUCAAGCUCUCUGCUACCCUUGCCCUCCUUGCCCUCGCCCAAGCUGCUCUUGCUGCCGUCUCCAUCACCAACCCUGUUGCUGGAACUCUCUGGAAGCAAGGCGCUAAGGUCACCAUCACCUGGACCGCCACUGGUACCGAUGCUACUGGCACCAUCCCCAUUGCACUCAUGAACGGCCCUGCUACCUCCCUUCAACCCGUCACUACCAUCAACGAUGCUCAAAAGGCUUCUGCCUCUGGAAAGUACACAUGGACCGUUCCCGCUGAUAUUGCUGAUGGUGCUGACUACACCGUUGCUUUCGGUACCGCCCCCAACUACUACUACUCCCAUCAUCUCCACCGCCGCUCCCCUCUCCACUGCUGCCCUCCCCAGCACCAUCUCCGCUUCCAAGGCCUCAGGCUCUGCUUCUGCCUCUGUCAAUGCCUCUGCAUCUGCUGCUCCCACUACCACCAUCUCUGGGGGAUCUCGCUCCGCCGUUGCUGCUUUCGCUGUCCCCGCUGCUGCUGCUGUCGCCGCUGCCAUCUCUUUCUUGUAAAGAGGCAAAAGCAAAAUGCUACAAUUGACAAAUACACUUCUUUUUACACAAUUUACACCCACUUAAUACAAUGCAGAUAUAUGCUGAAUCACAUUUGUCCGCCGAAAAGUGUCGAAUUUAGGAAUGAUCAUUCAAUAUUGUUUUGUUGCCAUUACUUUUGAUCUGCUAGGAUAGAGCAGACUCUCAAACGACCAUCGCGAAAAUAAGUUGCAUGUCAACGUAUCACAUAGGUAUUAAUAGAAGGUGGCUGCUUCAAGAGGAAAAGGAACAACUAUACGUCUAUUACCCAUCACGUCAGUGAGUUCUUAAGUAAGACAGUGCUUUCUAAGCGCAUAAUCGGUAAUGCACGAAGCUCCACCACACUAUCUUGGUCGGACGUUACAAGCUUACUCCAUAGUAGUAUCAGCCAAGUUACACACUCCGUUGCUUUGCUUAAUGAUAUGCAUCACGACUUAGAUUGCUUGUAAGCUCCUGGACGGAAAGUGUCGACGCUA